GAACCAUCGAACUUUCCAGUCUAAUAAUUAAUUACUCGAGUACCAACGGCCAGCAGGUCAGAUCUAUAAAUGAAAUCAAUUCGCCGUUUCUUCUCCAAAAGUUUUCUCUUCAUUUUCAGACAUUUUGAGUAAUCAGUUUUACAACCAACAAGCUCGUAACCUCAAAUAUUACCAACUACACAAGCACACCAUGUCAACUCAAGCAGCUCUCGGCGCUGCCGCCAUUGACAAGAGAGAUUACCCCGCGGCCAUCGAGUACUUAACCAAAGCCAUCGCCGAAAGUCCUAAUUCACCAAACUACCUCAUUUCCAGAUCUAUAGCAUAUCAACGUGCUAAGAACUACGAUGCAUCACUCGCAGAUGCCGAUGCCGCCGUCCAUGCAGCCAUCGCUCGUUCUCGUCGCGAGCUAAUCGGUACCGCUCACUUUCGUCGAGCAGUCGCUCUUCAUGGUCUAGGCAGAUUUGGGGAUGCAAGACUAUGUCUAGCUUGGUGUAUGCAGAAGAAUCCAAAGGAGAAGGCUUUGACUAUGUGGCAGGCAAAGGUUAAAAUGGACUACGAAAAUGCGGGUGGUGAGGAGGCGGAAUGUAACAAGUGCACGGUAAAGGAAAUUCCGAAUAAGCAGGCUGCUGUCACACCGGCAGCAAAAGAUCCCAAGGGCAAAGGUGCAGAGGGUUCUUCAAAGGCGCCAAUUUCCGCUCCAGCAGUAACUGCAAAGGAGAACAUUAGACAAGAGUGGAUUCAAUCGAACUCGAAAGUUACAAUCACAAUUUAUGCUAAAGGUGUCGCAAAAGAUACUGCACAAAUCAAUAUCGAUGAAGGACAGGUUGAGGUUUCUUUCCCGAUCGGACAGACUGGCAACACAUACGACUUUACAGCUUCACCUCUUUUCGCGCAAAUCGACCCCUCCCAAAGUAAAUUCAACAUCUCUCCCUUCAAGAUCGAGAUUGAAUUAUACAAGACAAAGCAAGGACUUAAGUGGUCUAACCUUGAAGGAACCGAGCCCAUCAUCAACAAAUCUACCGAAGAACAGAAGUCCGAAAUUCCUGCUGCAGUCCUAGACCCCUCGGUCGAAAAGGCACCCUCUUACCCAACAUCCUCUCGAAAUGGUCCAAAGGAUUGGGAUGCCCUCGCCUCAUCUGCUCUGAAAUCUGAAAAGAAAGAUGGAGCAAAGGAUACAGGCGGAGACAGCGAUGAAGAAGGUGGUGAUGCCAUGGAUUCUUUCUUCAAGAAGCUUUAUAAAAAUGCAGACCCAGACACUAAGAAAGCCAUGAUGAAGAGUUUCCAAGAAAGUAAUGGCACUUCUCUGAGUACUGUUUGGGCGGAUGUUAAGAAAGCUCCUGUUCCAAUUCAGCCUCCGCAAGGCGUUGAGGCCAAGAAGUGGUAGACGAAAAAAUGGAGGACUGUGAUAGUGGGAAAAAAUGGGAGGAAAUAUUGAUGAAGCGUUACAUUACCCUGGGGAGUUUAGGAGUGAAGUGUCUUGAUGUGACAUGGCUGGCGUUCGGGUUUUCAUGAAUGAAUGAAUUAGCUACCUGAUUGUUAUUUAGGCACUCGAAACAUUUCACAAUACUCUGAAAAAACAAAGUGUUCUCAUAGGGCGCGGAAAUGACAAGUGAUA
Molecule: messenger RNA, 1615 nt
Organism: Botrytis cinerea B05.10
Lineage: Eukaryota; Fungi; Ascomycota; Leotiomycetes; Helotiales; Sclerotiniaceae
Gene: Bcsgt1
Product: Bcsgt1
Exons: 3
Coding region: 191-1384 (397 amino acids)
Biological process (GO): protein stabilization
Molecular function (GO): protein-folding chaperone binding
Source: RefSeq, a predicted model, not a curated record